Messenger RNA from Trypanosoma cruzi, 1278 nucleotides. Its product is annotated as kinesin-like protein, putative. The record is from RefSeq and is a predicted model, not a curated record. Lineage: Eukaryota; Euglenozoa; Kinetoplastea; Trypanosomatida; Trypanosomatidae. Gene Ontology annotation, molecular function: microtubule binding; ATP binding; microtubule motor activity. The coding region runs from base 1 to 1278 and encodes 425 amino acids. The transcript has a single exon. Gene Ontology annotation, biological process: mitotic spindle organization; microtubule-based movement.
AUGAGGAUGGCACAGGAAAUGUGUGGCUCUGUCCGGGUGGUGGUGCGGUGCCGUCCGCUCCUAUCAGGAGAAGAAAGUGACGCGUGUUCCCGAGUUCAUUUUGAGGCAGAAGGCGGCAAUGUGCUCGUGGACGGCAAGGCUCAGAAGGGGACACGCUGCUUUACCUUUGAUCGCGCCCUGCCACCGAACUCCACGCAAGAGGAUGUCAUGCAGGAAGUAUCACCGAUGAUUGAGCACGUCCUGAAGGGCAUCCACGCCACCGUGUUCGCGUACGGGCAGACGGGUAGCGGAAAGACAUACACGGUGGAGGGCAUCGACUACCUGCGGCACGGCAGUGGGAAUCCCAGGCCCAGCCUCAAAACGGAUCCCCGGCAACACGGCAUUAUUCCUCGUGCCAUCCAGCUUGUGUUUGAUCGCGCACGGGAGAUGCAGUUGGAGGACGGAAACCUGCGGUUCCAGUUCUGCUGCAGCUUCUAUCAGAUAUACAACGAGCGCGUGAUGGACCUGCUGAACCCUGCCACGACGCACUCGCCGAACACCGGGCUGAAGGUCGGCUGGUGCCGCGGCGACGUCUUUGCCGUGGAGAAUCUUUUCAUCUGCAACUGCGAUGAGCCGGAGAAGAUGCGUCGAUGCUUCUUCUCCGGCACGAAGGAGAAAUUCAUGGGAAGCCACGCCAUGAACCAGCAGUCAUCGCGUUCGCACUGUGUAUUCACCAUAUAUGUUGCCCGCUGCGACGCCGACUCGCCAGAGACACCCAUCAGAGCCGAGCUUUCCAUUGUGGAUCUGGCCGGAUCGGAGAGGGUCGCAAUGCUUUCUAGGAGCCCGUCUUCGUCAAUGCUGAAGGACUCUCCCGAUAUCAACGCGUCACUUCUCACUCUCGGAAGAGUCAUUACAGCUCUUACUGCUAAUGGUACAAGAGCGAAGAAAGGUAAGCCCGCUGAUAGGUCGCACAUUCCAUACCGCGAGAGUAAGCUGACCAUGUUGCUGAAGCACGCAUUAGGCGGCAACUCGCUCACUACCAUGAUUGCAUGCAUUAGUCCGUCAGACCGGUAUGUUGAUGAGACAUUGUCAACUCUUCUGUACGCUGGUCGAGCGCGCAACAUUACGAACAUCCCACGUGUAAACGAGGACGCGAAGUCUGCGCUCAUCCGUCAGCUCCGUGCUGAGGUAGCCAGCAUGAAGAGGGAAUUGAAAUACUACACGGAAUUGCUGGCGAGAUUGGGUGUCCCACAUCGAGAGCAACUGAACUGGGGCCCACCUUCGUUGAAUGUUGGAUAA